Messenger RNA from Anolis sagrei ordinatus, 999 nucleotides. RefSeq names its product olfactory receptor 14A16-like. Gene Ontology annotation, cellular component: membrane. Lineage: Eukaryota; Metazoa; Chordata; Lepidosauria; Squamata; Anolidae. The record is from RefSeq and is a predicted model, not a curated record. Gene Ontology annotation, molecular function: olfactory receptor activity; G protein-coupled receptor activity; odorant binding. Gene Ontology annotation, biological process: G protein-coupled receptor signaling pathway.
AUGAGAAAUGCAAGCUCCAUUACAAUGUUUCUUCUUCUGGGUUUUUCAGACACCCAGGAACAAAAUAUUAUGUACUUCAUCCUUCUUUUAUUGAUUUAUUUGGCAGUCUUGAUGGCAAAUUUUCUAAUAAUGUUAGCUGUUUUCCUGGACCACCAGCUUCAUACUCCCAUGUACUUUUUCUUGGUAAAUUUAUCUGUUGUGGACCUCGGUUCUAUUUCUGUCACCAUUCCCAAAGCCAUGAUUAAUUCUCUCUUGAACACUAGAGAUAUUUCAUAUUCUGGCUGUGUUGUACAAGUAUUUUCUUUGUUUUUCUUUUUGAUAUCUGAUUUGUUCCUCCUCACAGGCAUGGCGUAUGAUAGAUAUGUUGCCAUCUGUGACCCACUGCACUAUGAAACAACGAUGAGCAGAAAAGUUUGCAUUCAAUUGGCAACCAGUGCAUGGAUAGCUGGUCUUCUUUAUUCAGCUUUACACACUAGUAGCACUUUUGCCAUCACAUUUUGCUCCAACAUCAUCAAUCAGUUCUUUUGUGAAAUCCCACAACUACUGAAAAUUUCCUGUGAUGAUAUGUAUCUCAUUGAAGUUGGAGUCAUUGUUUUUAGUAUAUUUAUAGUUUUCCCUUGUUUUGGUUUUAUUAUUGUUUCAUAUGUGCACAUUUUCAAGACAGUGCUAAGAAUCCCCACCACUCAUGGACGAAGCAAGGCCUUCUCAACAUGCCUGCCUCAUCUUAUUGUUGUUUCCUUGUUUAUUAGUACUGGAAGCAUUGCCUAUCUGAAGCCUAUUUCUGGAUCUCCUUCAGAGUUGGAUGUGAUUGUGACUGUAUUAUACUCUGUUGUGCCUCCUUUGAUGAAUCCAAUUAUUUACACUAUGAGGAACCGGGACAUCAAAACAGCACUUUGGAGAAUGUUUGCAUGUGGGAUUUCUUCUUGGUAUCAAGGAAGUUCCUUUAUUUUUACUUUCAUGUCUAGCCUUCUUAGGCCUAUUUUUAAAAUACAUAGUUGA